UAAAUGCACGCCUCCUUCACUUUGGGAAUUUGACAGUAAACAUCCCAUUGCUGCGUGCCGAUUUGAAAAGAAGAUUUGGGCGGGAGGAAGGUUAUUAGACGCCAUCUUGUUUGUUUUACUGAACCCGUGGAAAAAAAGUGUACGAAACGUAAACACAAGUUAUACGUACAAAAAGGAGAGUGACCGUUUACAAUUGUGGGAUGAAUAGAGGGGAUUAGUAGCAGACAAACAUAGCCGUCUUCAUCAUCUAGACACACUAGCUCAUGGUUGUUAAAUUGCAUUAAUAUUCAUUGGAACAAACCACUUGUCCUGAUUUGUCAGUAAAGUAUACCUGGUUGGCCUCUCAACUCCUCUUAUCCUGAGUCCUUCUUGUGAGGGCUUGUGUGCUGAGAGGUAGCUGGGAAAAUGUUUUACGCCCACUUUGUCCUGAGCAAAAGAGGGCCACUAGCCAAAAUUUGGUUAGCGGCCCACUGGGACAAGAAACUCACCAAAGCCCAUGUAUUUGAAUGUAAUUUGGAGAGCAGCGUAGAAAGCAUCAUCUCCCCCAAGGUGAAAAUGGCCCUGAGAACUUCUGGGCAUCUUUUGUUGGGUGUCGUAAGAAUAUAUCACAGAAAGGCAAAAUACCUGCUUGCAGACUGUAAUGAAGCCUUCAUCAAAAUAAAAAUGGCUUUUCGUCCAGGAGUGGUCGAUUUGCCAGAAGAAAACAGAGAGGCCGCAUACAAUGCUAUUACACUGCCAGAAGAGUUCCACGAUUUUGAUCAGCCUUUGCCAGACUUGGAUGAUAUUGAUGUGGCUCAGCAGUUUAGUCUCAAUCAGAGCAGAGUGGAAGAAAUCACAAUGAGAGAAGAAGUUGGAAAUCUCAACCUUCUUCAAGAUAAUGAUUUUGGUGAUUUUGGAAUGGAUGAUCGGGAAAUCAUGCGAGAAGGUAGUGCCUUUGAAGAUGACAUGCUGGUCAGUACUAGUGCUUCAAAUCUUCUGCUGGAACCAGAGCAGAAUUCAAGUCACCUGAAUGAGAAGAAUAAUCCUCUAGAAUAUGACCAUCAGGAUGAUAAUUUUGGAGAGGGAAAUGAAGGAGGCAUUUUGGAUGACAAACUUCUCAGUAAUGAAGAUGGUGGUCUCUUUGAUGAUCCUCCUGCAAUAACAGAAGAGGGUGUAAUAAUACCACCUGAACAGCCAGCUCAAGAAGAUGACGACGAUGAUAAUAUGUCAAUGGGUUUGCCAGACAGCCCUGAAUCUGUUGAUCAUACUGAGGCCCUACCGACUAUGACAGAUCAGACAACCUUAGUACCAAAUGAAGAAGAAGCUUUUGCACUGGAGCCUAUAGAUAUCACUGUUAAAGAAACCAAAGCUAAAAGAAAAAGAAAACUGAUUGUGGAUAGCAUCAAGGAACUUGACAGCAAGACUAUCAGAGCUCAGUUGAGUGAUUAUUCUGACAUUGUCACAACAUUGGAUCUUGCUCCACCUACUAAAAAGCUGAUGAUGUGGAAGGAAACUGGUGGUGUAGAAAAACUUUUCUCUCUCCCAGCUCAACCUCUUUGGAAUAGUAGACUACUGAAGCUCUUCACCCGGUGCCUUACCCCACUUGUACCAGAUGAGAUGAGGAAGAGGCGAAAGGGUGGAGAAGCAGAACAUCUUGACGAAUUCCUGAAAGAAUUUGAAAACCCAGAAGUACCAAGAGAAGAACAGCAGUCAUUGCCACAGCAGCCUCAGCAGUUACUGCAGACACAACAGCAGCGUGAUGUCAUUGAUGAGCCCAUCUUAGAAGAGCCAAGCCGCCUGCAGGAAACUAUUAUAGAAGGCAGCCGGACAGUGUUGGAUGAAUCUGUUAUGCCACCACCUCCACCAGCUGAUACAGUAGUCCAGCCAGAGGUACAGCCAGAUGUCCAGCAGACAGAACAGCCAAUGGAACAAGAACCUGUAAUUCCUCCACAGCCAGAUGUAGAACAGCAGCAACAGGAGGAAAUACCACAAGCUGAACUGCCUCCAGAGCCACCCCAGCCUCAGAACAUCACUGAGCUGAUGCAGGACUUUGACCUUGUACAGGAGAAUGAAAAGAAAAAAGAGGAAGAUGAGGAGGAAGAAGAGGAAAGUGCAACAGGCGACCAGGAUCAAGAAGAAAAACGGUGGAACAAGAGAACUCAGCAGAUGCUUCAUGGUCUGCAGAGAGUGUUAGCGAAGACUGGUGCAGAAUCCAUUAGCUUAUUGGAGCUUUGCAAAAACAAUAACAAAAAGCAGGCUGCUGCCAAAUUUUAUAGUUUCUUGGUACUGAAAAAGCAGCAAGCUAUUGAGCUGGUACAGGAAGAGCCUUACAGCGACAUCAUUGCAACUCCAGGACCAAGAUUUCACAUAAUCUAAAUAUUUAUUCUGCAGAGACUUUUGGUCAUCAUUGCUAGGACCGAGACACAGUGCCCAAGUGGUAGUGAACUUUUGAGACCAUUACAGAACUUUUAAGGAUGUUGCUUUGUUUGUAUAAAGUUUUUAUUUUACGGGCAGCAUCUUUUUGUUUAAAAAUGAGGGUGGGAUGACGUGUGAUGUACAUGUUCAAAGAAACGGCUCCAGAAAAUCUCCCAGCAAAUCACGGUUUCUGUCUUGAAGAAUGAUCCUUGUUAUCUAUGAUCAUACCAUAAACAUUUUCUAUAUAUUGACAGAUUAUUCUUGAGACUGAAGCAUGCAGGUGUUUCAUCGUUUACAGAUAUAGUACUGACUUGGGAAGUGGGAAAGCCCAUUAUUUUGGGCGAGUUCUUUUACUUGGUGUGGGUUUUGUGAAAUGAUUGGAUUGAAACAGAAGAGUGAUUUGAAGUAGUUAUUACGCAUUCAAACUGCUGCACAGGCUCAAGAAUUGAUGUUUCUUUCCCUAUGGAAAUUUCGGAGAUAGCAUCUUGCAAUUCAGGACGUCUUAAGAGUUGUUUAUCGUGUAGCAUGCUGAAAGAAAAGAUUUCAGUCAUAAUUGCAGCUUACCAAAGACUCUGAAACAUCUAGCAUCCCAUUCAGUCAGAAUGUCCCUUCUCUGGGAGAGAGAUGUGCAGCUUUGCUCUUCAUUUGCAAAAAGAGUAUGAUGCUGCUCCUCUGCAAUGGAGAUAUGUAGAUGGGUGCAUUAUACUGCUGCUGUCUAGCCAUUCGAUAUCUGAGAUGAGGAAGAGGGGCAUGAUAGUUGGCUUUGAAAAAGGGUAAAAGUGCAUAUUAAUAAGUUCAGCAUCAUUGUUUCAAAAAUUGACAAAUCUAAAAAAAAGUGAACAUUUUUGUAAAAUUAUCAUGUGCCUGUAUUUAUAUAUAGCACUGCACUUUUAUUUUGCUACAUGCAAGAUUAGGCUGGAGUUAUUUUCUGCAUGUAAAAAAUUAUUGGAGCACAUUUCACCAUGUUUUGCAGUAAAUUAACUGUGAAAGGUUUUUUUGCUGAUCAGUGAUGCUGAUUUCUUGCUGUUUUUCUGUUUUGAAGGAAAUGUGCAUUGAAACUUGCUUGUCAACAGCCACUUGUCAGAAACUUUUGAAAUGCCUGUGUGUAAUAGUAUCAGGGAGAAUAUCUGAAUUUCUGUUGACAUCUGUGAGAGAAAAAGCUCGUUUUUUUAGUAGUCUGUACAUCUUACUCAGAAUUGAAUGCUUCAUAAGCAGACAAUACAGUUUUUUAUGAUUAUGCUGAUUUGGAGAUCUCAAGGACAGUUUUAUGUGGAGCAGAUACUUAACACUGAAAUAUGAUGCCUUUGGUGUCAGCACUUUUGUGGCUGGUUCUCUGCCUAGGAGACCUUCACUUCAGACGUGCUUAGUCCCUAAAUUAUGUGCACAAAAAUUUAAAAUAGUCUGGUAAUUAUUUAAACUCCGUUUUAAAAAGACUUUUAAAGCAGUUUUACUUUGAACAUGAUGUGCCUGCAAAACUGUGUAUGCCCCUUUUUGUAAAAAUGAAAAACUGUAGAUAAAAUGUUGGCUGUGUAAUUAUAGAUGAGAACUUUCCUAUCACGUUUUGUUCAUUUGUUUGAUUUUUGUUGCUUCUGGUUGCUAACUGUUUCUGGAAAAAAAUUUGUAGCUAAUGCUAUGAUGUAUAAUUUUUUAAUAAAAUUGUUGUCACAAAGUGGUUCACAAA
Molecule: messenger RNA, 4075 nt
Organism: Protopterus annectens (West African lungfish)
Lineage: Eukaryota; Metazoa; Chordata; Ceratodontiformes; Protopteridae
Gene: RAD21
Product: RAD21 cohesin complex component
Exons: 15
Coding region: 406-2355 (649 amino acids)
Biological process (GO): synaptonemal complex assembly; mitotic sister chromatid cohesion; replication-born double-strand break repair via sister chromatid exchange
Cellular component (GO): cohesin complex; synaptonemal complex
Molecular function (GO): chromatin binding; protein binding
Source: RefSeq, a predicted model, not a curated record